This is a messenger RNA of Suillus fuscotomentosus, 1590 nucleotides long. RefSeq names its product major facilitator superfamily domain-containing protein. Lineage: Eukaryota; Fungi; Basidiomycota; Agaricomycetes; Boletales; Suillaceae. The coding region runs from base 1 to 1590 and encodes 529 amino acids. Gene Ontology annotation, biological process: transmembrane transport. The transcript is spliced from 15 exons. The record is from RefSeq and is a predicted model, not a curated record. Gene Ontology annotation, molecular function: transmembrane transporter activity.
AUGACUCGUCACGAAGGAGACCCAGCUUUUCGCGUACCAGCAAUCAAACGUGAACAUCAAGUCCCAGAAUUUAUCGCAGGUGCCCCAUUUCAUAACGAAGAAAUGGACAAAGGAACCUCAAAAAUUAUAUCCCGUGCACCGACUGUGCUAGAAGAUGGGUCCUUUUAUGUUGUUUUCGAAGACGGAGAUAUGCGGAAUCCAGUCAACUUCUCUCCCACAAGGAAGUGGGCAAUCACGAUAAAUGCUUGUGUCUUUACGAGCAUUGUGGCUGCCGCCGUAUCUUCGUAUACCAUGGGUUAUUCGUCCAUGAUCAGAGACCUCAAUUGCACAUUAUUUCAAGCAACUCUGGGAUUUAGCGUGUACACCAUAGGAUUUGCACUCGUGCCCUUGGUCACUUCGUCGUUCAGCGAGGAAUUCGGCCGCUUUCCUUUUUACAUCGUCUCGUCUUUUAUGUUUGUGCUGACUGAGAUUAUGAUAGCUUUGGCACCGAAUAUACAAACCGUCAUUGUAGCUCGUGCUGUUGGAGGGUGCUUUGGCUCGACGGGCGCAGCGCUCGUGGCUGGGAGUAUCGCAGAUAUAUGGUUGCCUCAUCAACGGGGAUUCCCUAUGUCCCUCUUUGCCUUAGCUGUCAUUGCAUCUUCUGGAUUAGGCCCGAUGGUUGCGGGCUGGAUCGAGGCUAAUCCAUCCCUGCAAUGGCGGUGGAUACAUUGGAUCCAUGCUAUCGUCAGCGGGGCGUGUUAUAUUCCCAUGAUUUUUGUUCUGACAGAGACUCGCCCGACUGUCAUUCUGGCUCGUAUAGCCCGUCAAGCUCGAAAGGACACCGAAGAUGACCGAUAUCGUGCAAGGUCAGAAAUAGACAAGCCUUGCUUUAUGUCUAUGGUUGCGACUUCAUGCACUCGCCCAUUAAUUCUCUUAUUCACUGAGCCCAUUGUUCAGGGCUUUAGUCUCUGGAUUAGUUUUGUAUGGGGAGUUCUCUUUUUUUUACUCGAUUCAGUAUCGAGCGAAUUCAAAGACAUCUACGGAUUUGGUGUCGGAGAGACUGGGAGCGUUUUCGUCACCAUAGCCAUCGGAAGUCUUCUAGGUUACUUGGCUAAUAUCUACGGGGAAAGACUAUACAAAAAACAUGUCCACCGCAAAGGCCCAGAAGCUCGUCUUUACAUAGCUUGCGUAGCAUCCAUAUUCUUUCCCAUCGGAAUGCUCAUCUUUGCGUGGACCGCCCGAGAGGAUAUCCUAUGGAUAGUUCCUAUGAUUGGCCUUACGCUUUUCAUGACCUCCGCUUUCAUACUGUAUCAAGUCGUAUUCAUUUACUUGGCAGAUUGCUAUGGGCCCUAUGCAUCUUCAGCACUGGCAGGUCAGAGCCUAUGUCGAAACACGCUUGCUACUGUCUUCCCGCUCUACACGAGUCGAAUGAAUGACCUCUUGACAUACAAAUGGGCAGGUACAGUCUUUGCGCUAAUAGCGGCUAUCAUGAUUCCUAUACCAUAUAUUUUUUUCUUUUAUGGGUCGAGAAUGCGAAAGUGCAGCCCUGUCUCCCGGAAUAUCCUAGAGAUCGAAGUUGAACAAAAGAACCCCGACUCGGAAAAGUCGUAA